Messenger RNA from Stylophora pistillata, 1255 nucleotides. Its product is annotated as dihydropteridine reductase. Gene Ontology annotation, cellular component: cytoplasm. Gene Ontology annotation, biological process: L-phenylalanine catabolic process; tetrahydrobiopterin biosynthetic process. Gene Ontology annotation, molecular function: NADH binding; NADPH binding; 6,7-dihydropteridine reductase activity. The record is from RefSeq and is a predicted model, not a curated record. Lineage: Eukaryota; Metazoa; Cnidaria; Anthozoa; Scleractinia; Pocilloporidae.
AAUUUUGUAAUCAUCCUACUUGCAACACGUGGGAAGGUUCCAAGAUGGCAGUAGCCAGGGUUUUGGUUUAUGGCGGGAAAGGAGCUCUUGGAGCUACAUGUGUGUCUUAUUUCAAGUCCAAAGAUUGGUGGGUAGCUUCAGUUGACUUGUUCCCUAACGAAGAAGCACAUGCAAAUGUGGUUGUUUCUAAGACAGACUCAUGGACUGAGCAAAAUGAAGAGAUCCAGCCCAAGGUGGAGGAGAUCCUCGAUGGUAACAAGCUUGAUGCAAUAAUCUGUGUUGCGGGUGGAUGGGCUGGUGGAAGUGCCAAAAGCAAAGCUGUUGUCAAGAAUGCAGACUUGAUGUUCAAGCAGAGUGUUUGGACCUCUCUUAUUUCUGCGAGUAUUGCCUCUAAACAUUUGAAAGAGAAUGGUUUGUUGACAUUAACCGGAGCUCAGCCUUCACUGGGAGCUACACCAGGGAUGUUGGGUUAUGGUAUGGCCAAGGCUGCUGUGCAUCAACUUGUUAAAGGACUUGCUGACGAGAAAGGAGGUCUGCCAACCAAUGCAUCUGUUCUGGCUAUCUUACCCAUGACAUUAGACACACCAGGUAACAGAAAGGGAAUGCCUAAUGCUGACUUCAAUCAAUGGACACCCCUAGAGUAUGUUGCCAACUUGUUAUUUGAAUGGACCCAAGGCAGCGAUGUUCCACCGAGGGGAAGUUUGGUCAAACUGAACACCCAAGAUGGACUCUCUUCGUAUGAAAUUCACACCGGCGAACUUCUUUGAUAGACCUGUGACAUCGCUUAAAAUAAUAAUGUUCUUUGAUUCCUAAGACAAUGAAACAACCGCUUUUACUGAGAGCUAUCAACCAAGACUGAACCAGGAUAAUCGUUUUAGGAAACUGUACUGCUAUAGGGAGAAAUUGGAGUCGUAGCUUAUCAAGACAGUAGCCUUUCCAGUUUUAAAGGAAAGUUGAUAGGGUGUACUACUACUGUGUAUACUAAUGUGUGGCUUCAGGUUGACCGCUGAAUAAAGUAGGGCACUGUAGGGUACCUUUGAGGUACCUGUACAAUUCUUAAAAAAUCCUUCCUUUCACUUGCAUCAUUAAUGUGGCCACGAGAGACCGUCAAGGGGAUGUUACGAUUUUAUCCGUUCCAUAGGUUUUUUUUUUUAGAUUUGUAUGAUUUUUCUCAGUCCCUUCGUCGUCGUCGUCAAAUGGAAUUCGGACGUGCCUUUUUUUUUCACGAAUAAAUUUAUUUGACUACAGUGGCCCA